AUGGACUACGGGCCAGAAUGUCACGAGACUUCAGAGUGUCAAGAGUCUCCAGGGUGUGAAGAGUCGACAGAGUCAAAUAUGAAGGGGCACACAGCCUAUUGGAUCCUAACAAUAUUUUUUGCUGUAUUAAUACUACAACAAACAGUUUUAGUAAGCGGUAAGACCAUUUCCCAGAAAGAUGGAAAAUCAUCGACAAAUUCAGAAAAUAAGGACGAUUCGGAUUUAGAGGGAGCGGAGACGUCGUAUAAUUGCCCUUACAGACAUAACUUGGGAAACUGGUACCACUCUUUUACGUAUUUUCCACGACCAGUCACGAGAUUUCCGGCCAGGUAUACUGGCUUUGGUUUUGGCGUCGGACCAAAUGUGACGUAUAACAUUCAUCAGGAAAUUAUGUGCGGCAGCACUUUUCCACGAAGAUGUGAAAUCUCCCGAUACCGAACGUACGACGGCUCCUGCAAUAAUCUUCAAAAUCCCACAUGGGGCAUGGCGAACACAAGAUACGGACGUCUGUUACCUGCAAAUUAUGGCGACCGAAUUCGAGCACCCACGAAGUCAGUCAGUGGAGCAGAAUUACCACUUUCUCGAUUGGUCAGCUUCACGCUAUUUCCCCCCGUGGAUAUUAACGAUUCACUGUGGACAUUAGCAGCAAUGCAAUGGGGACAAAUUAUUACUCAUGACAUGGCAAUGAUUGACGGAUCUACUCAGUCCAAACCACACGUGAUACAAUGUUGUACCGACAAUGGACAAUUAGUAGAGCCACUACAGCUUCACGGUCAAUGCUACCCAAUACUCAUUCCUUACGAUGAUCCUGUCUACAGCAAGGCCAACACACAGUGUCUUAACUUCGUUCGUAGUACGACUGACCUUGACCGCGGUUGUUCCUCGCUGUCCAAACCAGCAGAACAGUUGACCGUAGUUACACACUUCUUGGACCUUUCCCUGGUGUACGGAAACAGCGAUCAGAUGGCGGCUGACUUGAGGGCUGGCGCUGGCGGUCGUAUGAAUGUAGAUAUUCGACAUAAUAGGGAAUGGCCACCCGCGGCAGUCAAUAAAAGUCAACUCUGCGAAACUACGGAUCCUAGCGAAAUCUGCUAUCAAACUGGUGACACUCGAGCUAACCAGAACCCUCAACUCACCAUUCUGCAAAUAAUACUGCUCAGGGAGCAUAACCGCGUCGCCGAUGCGUUAGCACAUUUGAAUCCACAUUGGACGGACGAGACUAUUUUCCAAGAGACACGACGCAUCGUAAUUGCAGAAAGCCAACACAUUUCGUACUAUGAAUGGCUGCCAUUGUUCUUAGGCAAUCAGGCUACUUCCGGCAACAAGAUCGUAUACAAUACAAACGAUUACGUGAACGACUACGAUCCAAAUGUGAAUCCAAACGUUCUGAACGAACAUUCGACCGCAGCUUUCAGAUAUUUCCAUUCUCUUAUCGCCGGUUUCCUUAAUCUGGUGACUGAACAUCGAUUAACGAACGGUUCCUUGAGGCUCAGCGAUCAUCUCAACAGGCCAGGCAUCAUCGAGGAAAGUGACAACAUGGACGGACUGACGAGAGGCAUGUCUUAUCAGCCUGAAAAAGCGAGCGAUCAGUUCUUCGAUGCGGAGAUUACAGAAUUCUUGUUCAGAGGCGGAAGACCGCUAGGGUCUGAUCUUCGAGCAACAGACAUACAGAGGAAUCGCGAUCACGGUCUCGCGUCGUAUAACAGUUUCCGCGAGUAUUGCGGUUUCCCCAGAGCACAAACCUUUAGAGAUUUCCUUGACCAUAUUUCUCCUUCGAAUGUGGAAAAGUUGUCACAAUUGUAUGCCAGUCCUGAGGACGUCGAGCUAACCGUUGGCGGAUCGUUAGAGAGACACGUGCCAGGCACACUUUCCGGCCCAACGUUCUUAUGUAUUCUCAUUAGACAAUUUUAUCGAACUCGCGUGGGUGAUCGUUACUGGUAUGAAAGGGGUAACCAUGAAUCAGCAUUUACUAUAGAACAAUUGAAUGCAAUACGAAAAAGCAGUGUAUCUAGGUUAUUCUGUGAUAAUGGAGAUCACAUUACGCACAUGCAGUUAAGAGGGUUCGAACAAGUAUCUACAAUGAAUCCCAUUAUGAACUGCGCUGAUAUUCCAUCGGUAGAUCUUUCGUUAUGGAAAGAUUAUGCACCGGAAAUAACAAGUCAUCAACAUAUACACUUUCCGCAAUUUAAAAAGUGA
Messenger RNA from Dufourea novaeangliae, 2196 nucleotides. Its product is annotated as peroxidase. NCBI's taxonomy places the organism in Eukaryota, Metazoa, Arthropoda, Insecta, Hymenoptera, Halictidae. The record is from RefSeq and is a predicted model, not a curated record. The coding region runs from base 1 to 2196 and encodes 731 amino acids. Gene Ontology annotation, biological process: response to oxidative stress. Gene Ontology annotation, molecular function: heme binding; peroxidase activity. The transcript has 14 exons.